This is a messenger RNA of Eurytemora carolleeae, 2963 nucleotides long. Its product is annotated as optomotor-blind protein-like. The transcript has 3 exons. The record is from RefSeq and is a predicted model, not a curated record. Gene Ontology annotation, cellular component: nucleus. NCBI's taxonomy places the organism in Eukaryota, Metazoa, Arthropoda, Copepoda, Calanoida, Temoridae. Gene Ontology annotation, biological process: cell fate specification; positive regulation of DNA-templated transcription; regulation of transcription by RNA polymerase II. Gene Ontology annotation, molecular function: RNA polymerase II cis-regulatory region sequence-specific DNA binding; DNA-binding transcription factor activity, RNA polymerase II-specific.
CGCGCUAUUACUGGCGGCGUGGGGUGCCAGGUUUUCAGCUCUCUCCGCCGCCAACCAACCCGCCGCCGCCGCCAGCAAACAUAUAGUUGAGAACUUGUCAUCCUGAGGUGCAGACCAUUAAUCAGAUAUCUCCUGUAUAUACACUACCCGUGUACAGUACACUGUACUGUAGCAGUACAUAUAGUUAUCUAAUGUGCAAGACCUAAUGUUGAUGUGUAUCUAUGAUGUCCCCCUGUAUGCCUAGUCCAAACAUGGCAUUUUCAUCUCCCUUUAUGCACCGAGAUAUGGGGCUUGCUGGACUACUUCCUCAUAAUAUACCCUGCUCUCUACCCUUCCCUGGACUAGGACCUACCAAUAGUUUCAGUACUCCCUACGGAUAUCCGGGACAUUUCCCACGUCUUCCUUUUGGAGGAUUUCCCGUUCGUCCGCCCCCACCAGAGGACGAUAAUGUUCAGGACGAUCCUAAAGUUACUCUUGAACAUAAAGAACUCUGGGAGCAGUUUCAUAAAUACGGGACGGAGAUGGUUAUCACUAAAACUGGGAGGCAAAUGUUUCCCCAGAUGAAGUUUCGUCUCUCCGGUCUGAAUCCUAAAGCAAAAUACAUUCUUCUCUUGGACGUUGUGGCCGCCGACGAUUUUAGAUACAAGUUCCACAACAGCCGAUUGACAGGAAACUAAUCGUCUUUAUUCUUCUUCUAGACAAUCUUGAACUCGAUGCACAAGUACCAGCCGAGGUUCCACCUGGUGAGGGCCAGCGACAUCCUGCAGCUCCCCUACUCUACCUUCAGAACCUAUGUGUUUAAAGAAUGCGAUUUUAUUGCUGUGACAGCUUAUCAGAAUGAGAAAGUCACCCAGCUAAAAAUAGACCAUAAUCCCUUUGCCAAGGGCUUUAGAGAUACAGGGGGAGCCAAAGGAAUGAAAAAUUUUUCAGAUGGUUCUCCGGCUCCUAGUCCUACUCCAACCCCCGACACAGGAUCUCUAGACCCGGAGAAGGAAUCUCCGACAAAACUUACUGAGCAGAAACCAUUCCGAGGUUUUGACAUAACGUCCUUGAUUAGAAAAGACGACGAUUACAAGCCAAAUCGUCCCGAGGGCCGAACCCCACCUUGUGAGCCUUGCAUAAGUCCGAAUGGUCGAGUUAGAACUCCGUCUUCUCCCUCCCCCUCCUCCCCUCCCUCUAAUCCUUAUUCUAAUCUAUUUAACUCUGGUCUAUAUCAACAAUACCUAACCCAACUCCUCACAAACUCAGGAGUAUCCCCAGCCAUCAAUCCUAUGCUUCUCCAAGCACAGUUAGCCAUGGCAGCGCAGUCCAACCACGCCCACCUCUUGGCAAAUUACAAUGGAUCCGCCUCCUCACUUAUAUCUGAGAGAUUGAAACAGAACAGGUUUAGUCCUUAUCCUCCCUCGGUUUCAAGUCUCAGUCCAACCUCACAUUCUUUACUCUCAACCUCUCAACCUAGCUUAACCUCCGCCUUUAAGUCCUUAUCCCGUCAAUUCCCCGCCAGUCCACCGGUCUCUCCGCCGCACAGUGUCACACCUCCGAUGGAUACGUCUCCCCCCUCCCAGAGCAGUCCUAUAACCGUCAAGUCGGAGAUAGAUACCUCCGAACCCGUUCCCAGUGAGAUCAAGAACAUUGAGAAUAUGAUCAACGGAUUAAACGGAAACUGUGAAGGACGAUUCGGACUCUCUCAUGAUUCUAGGAUAUCAUAGGACAAGUAAACUCCUGGAUAUCAUAGGACACGUAAACUCCUGGAUAUCAUAGGACACGUAAACUCCUGGAUAUCAUAGGACAAGUAAACUCCUGGAUAUCAUAGGACACGUAAACUCUUGGAUAUCAUAGGACAAGUAAACUCCUGGAUAUCCUAGGACACAUAAACUCCUGGAUAUCACAAGACAAGAAAACUCCUGGAUAUCCUAGGAUACGUAAAAUCCUGGAUAUCAUAGGACAAGUAAACUCAUAGAUAUCCUAGGACAAGUAAACUCGUGGAUAUCCUAAGGCAAGUAAACUCCUGGAUAUCCUAGGAUAAGUAAACUCCUGGAUAUCCUAGGAUAAGAAAACUCCUGGAUAUCGUAGGACAAGUAAACUCCUGUUUAUCCUAGGACAAGCAAAGUCCUGGAUAUCCUAGGACAAGUAAACCUCUGGAAGUUCUAGCAGUAUUCUAGGACGCGUAUCUUAUGAUAUCUGACAUUUUAGGAGGUAUCCUAGGAUAUAGGAGCAUUCUAGGAUCUUAGGAUAUUAAAGUCUUUUAUGACAUACCCCAGGAUUUCUAGGACAUUUCAUAAAAAAUCGGAGUAUCUUAGGACGUAUCCAAGUAUCCUUGAACACAGGAGUACAUUUUAGGAUUUAUAAAUGCAGGUUGUGAUGGGUGCUCCAAUGGUUUUUUAGCAAUUUUCUAAGUUUUCCUAAUUUUCUCAUUCNCCCCCCCUCCUAUCCUCGUCAAUAAUUGAACAGAUUUAAAUAUAGUCGAUCUCAAUUUUAAAAAAUGUACCGCAUACUAGAGAGCCAAGGGCAGAAUAUUCAAAUUUCCAGGAAAACUUGAAAUAUUUCUAAAUCUGCUCUCUCUUCUCAAUCAAUCUUUAUACCUUAGUUCUGCAUUUUAAGAUUAGUGCUUCUAAUUGCAGGGGUCAUAUGUCAAAAUAUGUCAAAAUUUUGAGGACCCAUCCAUCUUUUAAUAUCUACUAAAAUUACAAAUAUUUUCUCAAACUGUGAUAUAAAUAGACCCAUUGCAUGGACCGAUGAUAAGAUUUAGAAGAAAUGGGCCGAAGGCAGUGAAGGGGAAGGAGAGAGGGGGGGGGGGCUAAAUCUUAUCGGACCUUUUAUCCAGUUCUCUCCCUUCAACGGAGCAAUAUGUUUGCAGUGUGCAAUGUUUGAUAAUUGUUUUGUAUCUCGAGAAAUACAUACAGUUAGAAGAAAAUGUAUUAUUAUUAUGUUAUAUUUGUGUUUAAUAAAUAUUAGAAUAUUCA